CACGAAUCAACGCGUCUGACGCAGAGUAUUCUUCAGCAUCGUGGGUACAGUUAUACAGUAUCAAUUGGUCCCAUUAAAUCUGCGUUUAAAACAUCUGAAAGCUAUAAAACUGCUCGGACAGUCAGCGAUUUAAUUUAUUGCUUGCAGGUUUUGAUUAUUUACGUUGAUACCAGUAACCAACAGACAGCAAAUAUGAAGACAAAAUUCAUAAAUGGCGUGUCUUCUUCGCCUUCUAUGUCUCUGGUUUUAUUGGUAAAUGAUAAUGUCCUCGAAGUCCAGCCAGAGAGUGGGGACGAAUGCAAAGACAUUAUUCGACCGGACGAGCCCGACCACCAGACGAAGCUGAAGGCGUAUCUGUGGUGUAAAGAAUUCCUUCACGGAGCCUGGAAAUGCAUAGAUGAGUGUGAUUUCCAAAUCUCCAUCAUCAGGGGAGGUCUCAGCAACAAACUGUUCCUCUGCGCUUUGCCAGAGAAGCAACCUAGCCUGGGAGAUGAACCACGAAACGUGCUCCUUCGCCUAUAUGGACAAAUUCUGCAGAUGUCCUGUAAUAAAGGGGAUUGCAGACAGUCAAACACAGAAAAUCACUUUCAAGGAGCUGAUGCCAUGGUACUGGAGAGUGUGAUGUUUGCUAUCCUGGCCGAGAGGGAGCUUGGGCCCAAGCUCUAUGGCAUCUUUCCACAGGGAAGACUGGAACAGUUUGUCCCAAGUCGAAAACUGUCCACAGAUGAGCUGAGUGUCCCUGGUAUAAGUGCUGAGAUUGCUGAAAAGAUCGCCAGGUUUCAUGGAAUGAGAAUGCCCUUCAACAAGGAGCCAAAGUGGCUGUUUGGCACAAUGGACAAGUACAUGGAUCAAGUGCUCCAGCUCACCUUCACCAGGGAACACCAUCUGCGGAAUUUCUCCCGCCUUAUGAGCUUCAACUUGCCUCAAGAGAUGGACAGUCUCAAGUGUCUACUAGAAUCUACUCCCUCUCCUGUGGUUUUCUGCCACAAUGACUUGCAAGAAGGAAACAUCUUGCUCCUGAGUGGCCGUGAGAAAGCAGACAGACAGAGGCUCUUGCUGAUCGACUUUGAAUACAGCAGCUACAACUACAGAGGAUUUGACAUUGGAAAUUUCUUCUGUGAGUGGACUUAUGACUACACCAAUGACAAGUUUCCAUUUUUCACAGCCAACACCAAAAAUUACCCCACCAAAUCACAGCAGAUGCUUUUCUUUCGGAGUUAUCUGUUGGAAUCUAAUGCUGGAUUUGAAAACUUAAGUGAAGAGGACCAACUGAAACUCAUAGAAGAUAUGCUAGUGGAGGUUAACAGGUUUGCCCUGGCCUCCCACUUCUUCUGGGGAUUGUGGUCCAUGAUCCAAGCCAAAAUAUCAACUAUUGAGUUUGGGUACAUGGAAUACGCCAUGACCAGGUUUGAUGCAUACUUUGAGCUGAAAAGGAAGCUCAAGGUUUAAGGGAAAAAUGCAUAAUUUCCCAACGGAUCGAAGGAAGAGGGAACAAGCGCUCACAUGGUGUCAGGAAAAGAGCGGAGCACAUUUGAGAUGUGUUUGAAAGAGGAUGCUCUGAGUGAUUCAGCUGUGCGGCAUAGACCAAAAUCAGUGCAACAUACACAUAUUUAAAAAACGAAACAAAAAGGCUCUGCAUGGAGUACUCCAUAUGCUGCUUCUCAGUGUUUACAACUUUAAGCUUCUGAGCUUUUAGAUCGUUCGAGAGAAAAAUAGAAGACAAUAACAAGGUCACGUGCCAGAAAAAGAAAAAUAUUUUGUGCAGCUGCGAUUUGAUUCAUAAGUCAAAGAAUUGUGUGGUGGAAAGUUCUUCAUACUAACUUAAACCUUGCGGUAUUUCUUAUCAUCAACUAGUCAUUUGCUGUAGUGUUAUCUAUACAACCGGUGGUAGAAUGUGUGCUGUGAAAAAGAAAGGUUCAAAAACUGAACCUUUUACCAGAAAAUGGUACAACAGACCAAACUAUGUUGACACUGUUAUUCUGACGAUUCAGUAUUGUGUUUCCAAGUUCUCGGUUUCCAUAUUAUGUGACCAUUUUCGUGUUCUUUUUACUGUAUGAUUUACCUCUUUUCUACUUGAACUUCUAGCAGAUUAUUUCAUUUCUAUUUCUAGUAGAUCCGCAUGAUGUGAAAUACCUGUGGGACCGUGCCAUCUGUGUUUCUUCUUAGGAGGAGAUGGUAUAAAUGAAAUAUCUAUUAAUGGUGUAAAACUUUAUGGUUUUGAUCACAGUGAUCUCUUUCACCUCUUAUCAGAGGUGCUUGUGUAUUUUAUAAGAAGAAGUGCCCAAUAUGAGAAUACUCCCAGUUGUGUCCGAUUUGAAAUUAAAUUAAUAACUUGUAAAUGUAAUCUUUCCCUAAAAAAAUCAAUUAUAUUGGUUCAAUUAUAGUUUUGCAUUGAGAACACAAGUGAAAGUUUAUGAAAGUUUAUUCUUGUAAAAUUAUUUUAUGCUAUAAAAUAGCUUUACAACUAAACAAUAUUUACAUAAUGCACUUAAUGUUUUUCAUUUUACUCUGUAUAACACUAAAUUGUGUUUUUUUAUAUACUUAAAAUGUGAGUAUUAUACAUUAUUGAGGCAGUCUGGCUUUUUACUAACGGUAAUGCUCAAGGCACUUUUCUCAAUCAGUUUUGUGAAAAAGUUUUAGUACUUGCAAGUGUAACUUUUCUAUUAUUUUUCUGCAAUGGAAGAUGUAUUUUUCUUAAUAAGAAAGUGUUCUCUGUCCUUACUGGUAUAAUGUCAGUGGACCUCUUGAUCAUUUUUUUUUUACUGUAAUAUACUGGCGAUCACAUAUCUUAAACCAUAUAAAACAAAACAAAAAAUGUUAAUAUUUAUUUACAUGUUACUAUAUAACUGGUCUUUAUUAAUCUAUACCGAUUUUUGGAACAUCAUUAACCAUGGGAAGAAAAAAAGUGGAAGUAUAGUGUUGAAUGUAAAUAAAAAUAAAAAAAUAAUAAUAAAUGAGUAAGUCCAAGAGGAAUAUGAAUCCUUUGUAUUUUAAAAUCAGGUGUUUAGACCAGCUUUACUAACUUAUUCAUCUGUCAACAUCAAUAUCAAGCUUGUGAUGCUUGUUCUCUCUAAUUAUAUAUUAGAAAUGUGGAAUAGAAAAGAAAAAUGAUUUACACUUCUGCUUACAAAAGAUGUGACACCAUUCAACAGAAUGUAAUGUACUUAUUCAUGCUUCGCAUAUUACUGUGAAUAAAGAUUUGAAAAUGA
Molecule: messenger RNA, 3209 nt
Organism: Pimephales promelas (fathead minnow)
Lineage: Eukaryota; Metazoa; Chordata; Actinopteri; Cypriniformes; Leuciscidae
Gene: chka
Product: choline kinase alpha
Biological process (GO): phosphatidylethanolamine biosynthetic process; CDP-choline pathway
Cellular component (GO): cytoplasm
Molecular function (GO): ethanolamine kinase activity; choline kinase activity
Source: RefSeq, a predicted model, not a curated record